AUGGCUCUUCUGGAGGUCUCCCUUUGGAGCGUGGGUGGCAGGAAGCUCGGUGCAGUUGAGCUCAGGGAGGAAUCCACCGUGAAGGAGCUGAAGUAUGCGACGGCGGACUUGCUGGAGUUACCCCCGAAAUGUCACAGACUACUUUGUGGUGGAGAAAUCAUGUCCAGCAACAAGCGCAUGAAGCACUACUACAGCCAAACUGAAGCUGCAAUUGAGGUCACUGUGGUCAUCUCGCAUGAGUUGAUAUACAAGCGCAUGUGGGAUCCUUGUGGCGAAGUGAGGCAAGCCGCCCUGAAUACUCUUGGGCGGGCGGCGGAACCCGGCUCCAAGGCAGCAAUCGAGGCAGUAUGCCAAUGCCUUGAGGACUGCAGCGGUGAGGUCCGACGCGUGGCUCUGAAGACGUUGUCUUACAUUGCCGAAAAUGGCAACGAGGAGGUGAUUAAUCUUCUUUGCGAUAACGUGGCCCGUGGCGACCUCUUCACCAAGGCCACUGCCAUCAAAGGCUUGAUGAAAGUUGCUGGUGCAGGUCACCAGAACUUGGUGUGCAGCGUGCUCGACCUUUUAGCCAGCAGAAAGGCUGCGUCCAGGCGGCUGGCGAUGGAAUCGCUGCCGCAGGUUACAAUGCCUGGUGAUGCUAGAUCCGUCAAGGCAGCGUGCAUCUCGCUCCGAGACGAAGAUGCGAAAGUUAGGCAAUUGGCUGCCCAAGCCUUGGGUCAGCUGGCCCUGAGAGGUGACCCUGAAGUGGUGGAGAUGCUGCUGGAGAGACUGCAGGACCAGGACAAACUCACCCGUCGCCACGCGACUAUUGCAUUGGGCCACGUUGCAACACAGGACGAUGGCAAGGCCUGCGGAGUUUUAACCUUGGGACAGCCGAGCCUCAUCGGGCAUGCGAGUGGCCUCUACGGCACGGGAGGCGAUCCUGUGCUGGACAGGUUUCACAUGAAGCUAGUCUUGGAAAAUUACACGACGAUCGAGAAUUUGGAGCGUGAGGAGGGUGCAAAAAGCAAGUUUGAUAUUGGCCGCCGCAGGAACUGGGAGCAGGUCUUUGGCCAAAAUCCUUGGAUGUGGUGGCUUCCACUGCACACGCAGGCCUCGCGGCCAAUUGGCGACGGUGUCCGAUGGCGGGUUCACUAUACGAGAGUAAUCGACGAGGAUGAAGAGUUGCCUGCAGAUGAGGAGGGCAUGUCGCAAGCAAGCAGAUUACUAAACCAGGGCAAUGCCGGUUCCGCGAAUCGAUCUACCGGAAGGUAG
Symbiodinium natans is the source of this 1251-nucleotide messenger RNA. NCBI's taxonomy places the organism in Eukaryota, Dinophyceae, Suessiales, Symbiodiniaceae. The record is from the annotation of a GenBank genome assembly.